AUGAGUACAGACGAAAGUAAGCUGACUAGCUUCCAAAAGAAACGUCUAGAGAAUAUCAAAAGAAAUAAUGAUUUGCUGAAAAAAUUGAAGCUAAAUAGUAUAAUUGACUUGCCCAAGGCAGAAAAUAAGUUACACAAACCCAAAGCUGCACCAAAAAAGAAAAGUGUCCCCAAACGCAAGAUUGAGAAAGAACCUAGCGUGCCAACGAGGAGAUCGCGUCGUCUACAAGGCCAAGUUGCUGAAAAAGUGGACCCUAAUGCAAUUGAUUUGGAGAGGCCGUUCAAAGACGAGAAAAAGCCAUUUGAAGAUAUCAGCAUUAUAGGUGACAUCAAGCUAUCCGACUUGGUAAAAGAUGAGGAUCGCUUGGCAAGGCUGGACAGCUUGAAAUUAUCCAGUGGGGAUUUUUUCAACGAGUUGAAGGAGCUACAGUCGCAAUCCACUGUUAAAGGUGCUGAUAUAGACGAGUUUGAUUCUAUGAAAAUGGUCAGCAGCAAAGUUAUCUACGAGAGAGUAUCGUCUUUGUAUUGUCAUCCAGAUAAGGACACUAAUAUAGUGGUCGCUGGGGACAUUUCUGGUAAUCUGGGUAUCUGGAAAGCAGACUUGGAGCAGGACGAAGUGGAACAGACGGACGAUGUCACGAGAUUCCAGCUAUUUCGAAAAAAUAUCGGGAGAAUUGAUUGCUUCCCAACUGAAACUGGGAAGUUGUUGGCAACGAGUUAUGAUGGUUUUGUUCGGUCAGUGGACUUAAACCAACUAGAGAGCGAAGAAAUCCUUCAAUUGAAGAAUGAAUACGAUGAUGCUCUUGGCGUGAGCGAUUGUCAGUUCAGUUAUGAGGACCCCAAUGUAUUAUUUUUGGUCACUCUCAGCGGGGAGUUUACCACUAUCGAUCUCAGAGAAGCAAAAAAUACGGCUAGUGUAAAGUUUAGACGGUUAGCCGACAAGAAAAUUGGAUCGAUGUGCAUAAACCCAAAGCAACCGUUCCAAAUUGCAACAGGUUCCUUGGACAGGACAAUGAGAAUAUGGGACAUUAGGAAACUUGUUGACAAGCCCGAAUGGUCACAGUAUGAAGAUUUUCCAAGUCAUGAAGUCAUUGCGACAUACGACUCACGUCUCAGCGUCUCAGCAGUGUCAUACUCCCCAAGCGAUGACACGCUGGUUUGCAACGGUUACGAUGACACCAUCCGACUGUUCGACGUCAGUGACAAAAGUCUGACCGAGGAGUUGCACCCGAAGUUAACUUUGAAGCACAACUGUCAAACGGGACGAUGGACAAGUAUCUUGAAGGCAAGAUUCAAACCAAACAAAAACAUCUUCGCGAUCGCCAACAUGAGCAGAGCCAUCGACAUUUACACGAGUGACGGGACGCAGUUGGCGCAUAUGAACACGCCGACUGUCCCUGCAGUAAUCAAUUGGCACCCUUCGAAAUUGUGGCUUGCUGGCGGGAACUCCAGCGGUAAAGUGUUCCUUUUCAGCGACCAAUCGUGCAGAGUCAAGCAAGAAGUGGCAAGCUGA
Messenger RNA from Huiozyma naganishii CBS 8797, 1512 nucleotides. RefSeq names its product Cmr1p (gene CMR1). The transcript has a single exon. Lineage: Eukaryota; Fungi; Ascomycota; Saccharomycetes; Saccharomycetales; Saccharomycetaceae. Gene Ontology annotation, biological process: regulation of DNA damage checkpoint. Bases 1 to 1512 code for a protein of 503 amino acids. Gene Ontology annotation, molecular function: DNA binding; protein binding. The record is from RefSeq and is a predicted model, not a curated record. Gene Ontology annotation, cellular component: nucleus.